GGGUCAUUUCGCGCGUCGGGGAAGAGCGAAAUGACACGCCACGUAUAGCAUGGGCGGUCGCGCGUGCCACCCUUGGCGAGGCAGUUUCCCGCGAAGUGGGACGCUGCGUCGCGGGCGGUUCACCGCGAUCAGAUCACUUCAAAUCUGUGCACCCGAAGCCGCACGACCAUCUCUACAUCUGCGCGCACCUGUGCUGAAGCCCGCCGCGCGCGCUGUUCACGCCAGGCCGUGGGAGUCGCCGUCCUUCUGCCGUGCACGCGGACGUCGCCCGUCAAUCUUCUCACCGCGGAGCGCCGUCGUCGAUGAUCUUCUCUCUCCUGUCAUCUCCAACCUAUUCCCUGUCGAGCGCUCUCGCCGCCGUCAUCGUCCUUCUGUCUGCCACGCGCAAGUCGACCUCUUCUUCCUUCGGUUGGCAGAUCUUCUGCGUCGUGCGACUUUCCUUCUUCGUCAUGGCAGUCCGCCGCGGGAGUCAUUAUCGUCGUCAGAUCUGCCAACUGGCAGGCAUUUAACGGCGGGCGAGUGGAUACGUGGCGGUCUUCACAUCGGGUCGCUUGGCUCGCCUACACAGGUCGCGAGGGAACAUGUCUGCACGAGGGGCGGCCGUGGGAAGAAGCGCGAAGGACUGCAUGACGACAGCCAAGUAGCUGGAAAAGGUCGGAGGCAUGUCCCGAAGGCGAAGAGGCUGCGGUCGGACGAUGCGUCGACAAGGGUCCCUCUUGGAGGAGCGCAAGGUUGGGCGGCAGAAGCGGGGGGCGACGACGACGACGACUUCAUGAGUGACGAAGAUCAGGGACAGGCGACUGCGUCUGGAGUUCGGAAGAGUGGAUGGCAACGACAAUCUGAUCACAACGCUUCGAAAAGGCUGAUGACCCCUCCACCUGAGAUGAAGCAAGUGCGCGCUCGCGACAGGCGGACUGACGACGCUCACGUCGACGAUGUUGGUGACGACGAUGACGAGCCCUUGGAAAGACGCCUCCUGCGCAGUCACACAGCAGCCACCCCGCCGCCGGUGGCUUUGGGCCACGCUAUCGCUGGAGAAAAGGCUGUGACGGGUAGGCUUUCCGCCACCACGGCUGCGCCACGUCCUCGCAACACGGCUGCUGAAGGAGGGUCCGUCCAACGAGGCGGCGGUGGGGUAGUCGCGGCGCACGCGGGCGCAGUUGGGGUUGAGGCGGCAGGUGCGGCGGGUGCGGUUGCGGGUGUUUCAGGCAGUGCGCCCCCAGUUCCGGCGGCGAGAAAGGAGGGAGCAGUUGUGGCGAUGGCGAGGGACGACGUGCGUGGAGAGAAGAGGAAUGAUCAGGAGGGCGGCGAAGCUGGUUCGAGCAGGCCGCGCAGGGGAGUGUUGACAAAUGACCUCAUAGACCGUGUCGUCCUUUGGGUCGACGACAAACCUUUCUGGACGACGGGGGAGGGGCGAAGACUCUACAACAUCGUACACGAGACAAGAGCCGCCUGCGAUCCCUCGGAGCGUUGUGAUGCCCAAAUCCAGCAUGCGGAUAGCCAGGAUCGCCGACCCGUCGCAGCUGCAACAAGCGACCUCCCGUGCCUCGACAGUGGAGAACAUCGCUCUCCCCGUAUUGCACGACUGGGUUUUCAAGUCUGGGAACCGCCCGAGGGGUUACAAUCUUGCAUUCCAGUACGCCCUGGAGUCCGUGGCGACGGACAUAGCGUGAGCUAUGUGGUAGCGAGGAGUGGUGCAACGUCGUUAGCCCGACCGUUUGCGCACACACAAUAUAUCUCUCCAUGGACUUGCCACUGUGGUUCGCGGGCGUGAAAGUCGAGAACAAACCGGACGACAAUGA
Molecule: messenger RNA, 1802 nt
Organism: Chara braunii
Lineage: Eukaryota; Viridiplantae; Streptophyta; Charophyceae; Charales; Characeae
Source: the annotation of a GenBank genome assembly